AUGAGCCGCAUGUCCAGCAGAGAGAGACUUGACAUGGACAACGAAAGAGGUACGUCGAAGGGGCUGAGCUUUAAGCAGAGGAAAGGUUGUUUUAUAGAACGAUGGGUGAUCGGAUUGUUAGCGUUGUUAGCGGUUUGUGUCGCCGUCGCCGUCGGAUUACUAGUCGGAUAUUUGGGUCCCUGUUCCGAAAAUUCUCCCCGAGAUUUGACUUACAUCGACAGACUGGAAGAUCCUAAAGCGGAGAAACUUAAUAAUGCAUCUUCCUUGUACGUUAUGCUUCCUCGUAGUAUCGUGCCGGAACACUACGUCGUCGAACUGAAACCUUACAUAUUUCCUCCCAACUUUACUUUCGACGGAAAGGUUUCUAUAAAUAUUAAAUGUUUGGAAGACACCGAUAACAUAACUCUGCACAUCAAUGACAUCGAGGUACGUAACGACACCGUUAAACUGGAAGGCGAAAGCGAUUUGCCGGAUAUCAGAAAUUUCGACAGGGACGACAAAAGGCAGUUUUUUAUAAUUAAAUUAGAUCGACCGUUAAAAAGUGGCAAAAAGUACACGAUUUCUAUGAAGUUCCGCGGAAAUCUAAACGAUCAACUAGCUGGAUUUUAUAGAAGUUCCUACGAAACUUCCGCCGGAGAGAAAAGUUACGCCGCGAAAUUUGAAGAUUGUAAUUUAACAGAUAUUUGUGAAUUAUUCCCAUAUCGAGAUAAUAUCGAUGACGACGAAGAUCAAACCGAGAAAUGUCGCGAUUCUAAGCAAACCGGCGAAGCAAAAAAAUAUAUAAAUACGAGAAAUAUAUUUUCAACGGACAUUACGAAGUGCGGCAGAAUUCUGAAAAUAAUAAAAAAUAACGAAAAUGUAAAUAAUUUGAAAGAUAUAACCGAACGGCUUUAUCGAGAAUUUCUAGAUAUCUUAGAACUCGAGUGUCGUAAAACAAUAGAAAGUACAUCGGCCGAACUGCGGAAAGAAAUCGAGAAAUGGAAAACCGACGACGCGGACGAAGCUAUUAAAAAACUUACGAGGGAACAUAAUAAUUACGUCAAAAGACUGCAAAAGGAACAUAAGAAGAAGUUACAGCAAGAAGUUAUUAAAAUUGAAAUCGGCACGAAACACGAACUAGAAGUUAGAGUAGAAGAGGAAAAGCGAUCUUCGGAAAGACGGAUAAGGGCCGCCAUGGAAGAGGCCGCGGGACAUUUCGAGUAUCAUUUAAAGACGGCGAUUGGAGAAAUACGAAAGGAAGAGAGAAAAAUUAACGAGGAAAGAUACGAAAUAAUCAAAAAAGACUUGGAAAAGAAGCUGCGAGAUAAGAUUCGUACGUCCGCGGAAUAUAAAAAGAAAUUACUCUGUCGAACCGAGCGGAGAAUACGAAAAGAAACGGAAGAAAGAGUGCAGAAAUGGAGAAAAGAGGAAGAACUGGAAUCGCGAUCGAAAUUAAAUCUUCAAAAAGAGAGAUACGAAAGUCGCGUUAACAAAUUGAGACGUAAAUUACGCGGAAUGGAAAGUGGGACGACGAAUUUGACCCAGCGUCUUAAAGAAGCAAUUAUUGAAAGAACGGAAGCGGAAACGGAAAUGGUCAAGACGAAAGAAUAUUUAGGACAAUUUAUUAAAUUGGCAAACCAGACCCAAGCCGAUUCUCUCGGUAUUAUUAACGUAACACCGACCGAGAGUGGCGGACCUACAUAAAUAGGAAACAAUCCAGCUUAUAUUAAUUUGUCUACGUAAAACGACGCUACUUAUUUCUAGCGGAACAACUCGAUCGCAAUUCUUAGAAUAUUUUCUACUUAAUAUUCCAAUAAAUUUUAAUGUUACCAUUAGAGUAGAAGAUAUGUCGUAUUUUAAUGGCGAAAAUUCAUUUCCGCCAUUAUCGUUUUUUCGCCGGAAAGUAUCUGGCAAUUACAAUAAUUAGCGCCAGAUGGCGACACCAGCGUUGGAUUUAUAAAAAAUCACCACGCUAAAAUAAUUUUACCGCGCUUAAAUUUAAAGCGAAAGCCAUUCUAAAACGAUUUAAUAUUCUUUAAAUUUUAACUUUAAAAAAUUAAAAUAUUUAAAAUACAUAUU
This is a messenger RNA of Centruroides sculpturatus (bark scorpion), 2058 nucleotides long. Its product is annotated as myosin-J heavy chain-like. Gene Ontology annotation, biological process: peptide catabolic process; proteolysis. The transcript has 7 exons. Gene Ontology annotation, molecular function: metalloaminopeptidase activity; peptide binding; zinc ion binding. The record is from RefSeq and is a predicted model, not a curated record. NCBI's taxonomy places the organism in Eukaryota, Metazoa, Arthropoda, Arachnida, Scorpiones, Buthidae. Bases 1 to 1683 code for a protein of 560 amino acids. Gene Ontology annotation, cellular component: cytoplasm.